AUGAGGCUCUUCAGUCGAAACAAGAAGAAGGAUCGUUGUUCUAAUCUUGACUCUCCAGGGGGCUGCUUUCCAGUUUGGAGUUUCCGACUUGGACGCAAGAGGCCAAAGGAUGACGACCUUCAGAGCAUUUUGAGCGACCAUGCUGUGCAAAGUUCCGGUUCUCAGACAGUCCAAACAAACCAUAAUGCCAAGAACACCCUAGAGAGUCGUCACAAUGGAAAGCAAAGCGCUUCUGACGAACAGGCUCCCCAUUCCAGUGCUCCAACCGUGACCCUUUGGGACCAAGCUUACAGCGCCUUAGAGGCCAAGGAUCCUAAAUUGGUGAAAAACUUCGAAAGAUUACUGCUCGAAAAAGCAAGUGGCACGCAAGAGACUGAUCAGAAUGACGACGCUUCAACACCAUUGCCACGAGACCGACGACAAGAGAUUGCAGAGCUGGCUCAAAAAGGGGUGGAGCUAGUGGAAAGAACCAAGCCGAAAAUCACCAUAAAUAACCGUCAGAUAGACUUGCUGGAUAGUCUCGCAACAGUUGCCGCCGUCGCGGACUAUUCGAAAGGGUUCGUUGGAGAAGCAUUGAAGCCGAGCCCUCCAGCUUCCCUGGCCUGGGCCGCGGUGUGUCUAACUCUCCCACUUUUGACAAAUCCGCCCAAGGCAAAAGCGGCCAGAGAAGCCGGAUUCGAAAAGGUUACAUGGCUCAUGCAUCUUCAUCUGACCCUUGAGCCAACGAGCCUGGACCCGGAACUGUAUUCGAAGUUGCGGGGUCAAACCAUAGAUCUGGUCAAGGAAAGGAUUGUUUCUCUCUAUCAGGCCAUUUUGGAAUUCCAACUCAAAACAGUAGCUCGCUUGUACAAAAGUAGGUUUGCUGCCUACUUCCGGGAGGUGGCCUACGUCGACGACUGGGGCGGGAUGCUUGAAAUAGCCUGCAAGGCGGAAGAAGAGAUGCAGAGCGUGCUGACUCUACUUCGUCAAGAAGACACGCGAAAAAAUGUUGGCACCAUUGCCAAGUCGAUGGAGACUACAUCUCGUUUGCUGGAGGAUGUUGGCACCGAUGUGCGGCACAUGGGAGGGAGACUGAUCGAGCUGAAUGAACAAGCACAGAAGGCAAGAAUGUCGGACGAGGACAUACGCAUACGUGACGGGUUCUACCUUGGUGAUCGAGAGACCGGCGACUCUUACGAUUCGCACAGGGCACGACUCGAAAAGCGUGUACAGGGGACGUGCGAGUCGUUCCUGAACGACAGAAAGUUCACGAGCUGGCAGAGGCAGACGUCGGGCGUUAUUCUGGUCACUGCAGGACCUGGCCGCGGGAAAUCUGUUCUGGCAAAUUAUCUGGUCGACAACGUACUCCCCGAGCAAGGGGUUAUUUGUUAUUUCUUUUUCCAGAAGGGAGCAGGACAAACCAGUAUGCACCAAGCGCUCUGCGCCAUGAUCUAUCAACUCUUCGGCAAGAGGCCGCACCUCAUCCAUCACGCCGCAAAACAUUCCCAGCCGAAUGGUAAGGGAGCCGCUCUCCAGGAUUGGAUGCUAUGGGAGAUACUGGAGGGCGCCAUACACGAUCCGGAGGCUGGACAGGUCAUCAUGGUCGUGGAUGCCCUGGACGAGUGUGAUGAAUCAGAAUGUCCCGAUUUCCUGAGUCGUUUAAGGUCACUGUCGGGCGGAUAUCGACAAGAUGGGAGCCCAAAUGAGUGCAAGUGUCUCGUGACUGGACGGCCGUUUGCCCGGAUUGCAGACCCUUUCGAACACGAACAUGUGCUGCAGCUGGAGCCAACAGGCGAGGAGAUUGCCAUGGUCAUUCGCCAUCGCGUCCGAAUUCUCAGUCAAAAAGGGCGCCUGAGUCUGUCCAAAGAAGUGGAGGAGUACUUGGUCGAGCAGUUGUUGGCCAAGAAUUCUCAGCGGAACUAUCUCUGGGCUCAUCUCAUGAUGAAACUUUUUGAGGGACGAGCGACCGACACUUCGUUCUGGUUCCUCCGGGGAGGUAAGACGAAAGGGGCCAUCGACAAAGUUGUUGCUGAACUGCCUGACAGCGUCAAUGACGCAUAUGAACAGAUACUGGCUAGGAUUUAUUCAAAGCUGGAAGACUCACGGAACUUGGUGCGCAAGGUUUUGAGCAUCGUUCUAGCAGCAGAACGACCCCUGAACACAGCAGAAAUGCUCGUGGCCGUCCAAGUCGACAGCGUCAGCUCUGGGAGCAAGGAGGAGCUUGAUGGAAUGCUCGGAAACGGUGAAGAAGCGUUCAAGUCAACCCUCCAACAGCUUACUGGUUUCUUCGUGGAUGUUGAUGGAGAUGUUGUGUCGUUCAUCCAUCUGACCUGCCGCGAGUUUCUGCUUGAGAACCCAGAGUCAAUUUCAGAAGGAGCAGCCGCACCUGUCUCGUCUACCGAAUUCAAGUGGAAGAACUCAAUUCCCAUGGGACAAGCACAAGGUCUCCUGGCAAUGCAAUGCCUUUUAUGUAUUGGCCUCUUCAAGACCGCGACGCAGCCUGCUCGGCUCUUGUUGACGUAUACUCCAUCUUCUGGGCCAGCCAAAUUGAACGAGCCUGACGAGCUUAACGAACCUCACGAACCUCACGAACCUCACGAACCUCACGAACCUCACGAACCUGACGAGCCUGGUAAACCUGGUGAAUCUGACGAACCUGAAGACGCACUGCCGGCGCCUUUCACAAAGUUUGGGACAUAUUCAGCAAGAUAUUGGCCAGCUCAUUAUGCCGCUGCUACUGUUGAUUCUAAGGGAUCAUCGUUAGGGCCUCGGGUGUCUGAAAUUUGCGACCUGGGAUCAACAGCCUACAAGGCAUGGGAAAAGCUCUGCGCCACAGGGAAACUUGUGCCACCGUUGCACCAAGCUUCGCAGGGCGGUCAUACUGAAGUGAUGCGGCUGCUACUCGAGAAUGGUGCCGACAGUGACCACAAGGACGACCGGCUGAAGCAAACACCAUUGAUUCAUGCUUCCAUUGGAGGUCAUGUGGCAGCAGUCCAGCUGUUGCUUGAGCAUGGCGCCAACAUGGCCAUCACUGAUCGAUGGGGCCGGACAGCCCUUCUCUGGGCCGUCACAGCGAGAAGAGACGAUAUCCUAAAUGCACAGCUCGCCAAGGUGGCCAGCUUGAAAGGACCUGCACGAGGCAACAUCCUAAACCCAGUCCUGUUCCGCGUAGCCGGCCAGGGUCGCACACACGUUCUCAACUGGUUGCUCAAGGCCGGCGCUAAGUUGGAUGUCCAGGAUCAACUGGGCUACACCAUCCUCCACCAAGCUGCUGCCCAAGGACAGCACGUAAUGGUAGAAUACCUGCUUGGUCUCAAGUUUGAUAAAGACGCGAAAGACAUUCACGGUAAUACCCCCCUUCUAUUAGCGGCGACAAGCGGUCAACUCGAGGUUGUAAAGCGGUUGGCAGAUGCGAGCAACAUUGAUUCCAAAAAUGACUUUGGCGACACGGCUCUAUCUUUAGCGGCGGCAAAUGAUAUGCACUCGGUUGUGAAAUUCCUACUUGUUCAAUUUGAAUCAUUGACCGAUCCUGAUUCAGAAAAUCUGAACGGCGAGACUCCUUUAUUGCUUGCUGCAGCCAAUGGUUGCUUCAAGGCGGUAAGGUUCUUACUUGGUCAUUCCAAAGCAAAUAUCAACGCAAGAGACAGCAACGGCAAUACACCCCUAGCAAGAGCUGCUCAAAAUGGCCAUUGCCAUGUGGUGAGUCUACUGGUGGAACGAGAGGAUGUUCUUCUCGAGACGAGAAACGACCUCGGCAUGACACCUCUAGCAUUGGCCGCUCAUCACGACCACGAAGCAGUCGUGGACCAGCUACUGAAGCGCGGGGCAGAUUUGGAAACCAGAGACGACAACGAGGAAACGCCUUUGGCAAGUGCGGCAACAAAGGGGGCUUUGAACAGGGUGCGGAUGCUUCUUGACAAAGGGGCCAACCUCCACGCAGAAGUAACUCCAGGCAUGCCUAUUUUGUUAGUGGCCAUACAAAACGGUCAAGACGACGCCGUGCGAAUCCUUCUCGAGGGAGCAGCCAAGCUUAACCCGAGCAAGCCUCUCCCUACAGGCAUAGGAGGCCGGGCGCUGUGUCACGCGGUUGUGCGUGACCGGCUACAAAUCGUAGCUCAGCUACUCGAUCAUGGUGUGCCGGUCGAUGCAAGGGACGACAUUGGUCACACCGCUCUGUUAACAGCCACCGCAGGCGGAAGGCGCGACAUUGUUUGGUUCUUAAUUAUCCGUGGAGCGGAUGUCAAUGCGAAGGACAGGAAAGGACAAACCACCGCGAUGCUUGCUGAGGAGUUCAAGCGAACGGGAGUCAUUGAAGUCCUAAACAUGAAUCACUCCGCAGACCAGUUUCGAAACAAAUUUAAAAAGGUAGGCGAUUACUAUGAGGUGACAUACUAA
Pochonia chlamydosporia 170 is the source of this 4374-nucleotide messenger RNA. Its product is annotated as ankyrin repeat domain-containing protein. Bases 1 to 4374 code for a protein of 1457 amino acids. NCBI's taxonomy places the organism in Eukaryota, Fungi, Ascomycota, Sordariomycetes, Hypocreales, Clavicipitaceae. The transcript is spliced from 2 exons. Gene Ontology annotation, molecular function: protein binding. The record is from RefSeq and is a predicted model, not a curated record.